CAUCCAUUCCGUACUGACGAAACGAUCGCCUAAGUCAACGAUCACGGAAACAGCAGUUGACAAAACCUUCUGUGUGAUAUUAUACGGUAGUCGAAAAGUUUUCGUUGAUCGUAUUUGAAGGAAGAUUUUAUGUGUUCUCCUUCGAAAGUUAGUGAUAAUCAGUCAUUGUGUUAAUAGAUCUUGUUCCAGUAAAAAAGCCAAGCGUCAGUUCACAAUGAGCUUCCUAUUUUUUACAUUAUCCGACUGUAAAUUCAACGUUUCUGGAUUUCUUAAGUGGAAGCCGGUCAUCGAAAACCUUUAAGCCAAAGAAGAAUAUCCCUGAAGGAACUCAUCAAUAUGAUUUGAUGAAACAUGCAGCAGCUACUCUUGGUUCUGGAAAUCUAAGAUUAGCAGUUAUGCUUCCAGAAGGAGAAGAUUUAAACGAAUGGGUCGCUGUCAAUACUGUUGAUUUUUUUAAUCAAAUCAACAUGUUAUAUGGCACUAUCACAGAAUUUUGUACAGAGGAAAGUUGUCCGAUAAUGUCAGCAGGUCCAAAAUAUGAAUAUCACUGGGCAGAUGGUCAUACCGUAAAAAAGCCAAUAAAAUGUUCAGCUCCAAAAUACAUUGAUUAUUUAAUGACAUGGGUACAAGAUCAAUUGGACGACGAAACAUUGUUUCCUUCCAAAAUCGGCGUACCAUUCCCAAAGAAUUUCUUAUCAAUUGCAAAAACAAUAUUGAAGCGAUUAUUUAGAGUAUAUGCACAUAUUUAUCAUCAACACUUCAGCGAAGUUGUACAGCUUGGCGAAGAAGCGCAUUUAAAUACGUCUUUUAAACACUUCAUAUUUUUUGUUCAGGAAUUCAAUUUAAUUGAACGAAGAGAAUUAGCACCAUUACAAGAAUUGAUAGAGAAGUUAACUGCCAAGGAUGCACGAUGAAUUAUUCAUGUGAUUGUAUACCCAGAAACUCCUCCAAAGAAUCUCACCCACAUGGUAUUUGCUAACAAAUGUGUAAUUGCAUAUAAUAUUAUGGAAUUAAUUACAUUUUGGAUAUAAUAGGAUUUUUCUUAUAAAGUGUGGGUCAAUGGUUGAAAGGAGGUAUUUAUUUGACAUUGGAACAAGCUAAUACCGAUUUUCGCAGUUUUUAUUUUAAAUGAAAAAAAGAAAAUGAAAAAAAAAAAAAAAAAAAAAAGAAAGCUUAGAAUUUAUGUUGAAUAGACUAUUGACACACACACAUAUGUUUCGUAAAUGAAUUAACCAUUUUCGUUUGUACAUACACUCUUAGGAAUGAGGGUCGUAUUAAUAGGAAUUAUCAAAUUUCAAGAUAAAUUUUAUUUCGUGUAUCUAGGAGUUAUCCUUUCAAUUUUCCUUUAUGUAAUUAUUAAAUCAGGUUGUAAUAUGCGUGUAAUUUUAGAGAUACGGAGAAUUGAAAAAAAUUGCCUUUAUUAGACAAUAAGUGUUUCAAUCGUGUUGUAGGUACCAUAUAAGUAGAUUUUUUACUAUAAAAACCAUACCCCGGUAAAAAGUUAAAAGACAAUUAUUUAUUGACCCUCUUCCUAGAGUAUAUGAUAUAAAAUAAGAAUGAAAAUAUUUAAAUUAAUCUUUGUGGUAUAUUCGACUGUAAUCCAUAUGCAUAUAAUAAUGGCAAUGACUACAAAGGGUGAGAAUUAUCAAUGUAGACUUUUGUACAAUAUUUACACAUCUAACACACAGCAUAGUAAACGAUUUAUGUUAUAUUUAGUAGCGACACAUUCUAAUCAGUUAAUACGGUUUGUUGUGAAUUAUAAUUUAUUAUAUCUAACGAGCUUUGUACUUCAAGUUUUCAACUUGUAAUUGAAAAAAGAUCAUCUUAUAAAAGAUUAUCUUACAUAUAUAUAUAUAUAUAUAUAUAUAUAUAUAUAUAUAUAUAUAUAUAUAUAUUCUGUGUAGAAUAUUGUAUAUGCUGAAGGUUGGAAUUAUGAUGUUAAGUGAUUUAAUAUUUAAACAUAUCUAAUUGUGAUCCAUAUUAUUUUGUUAUAAAAUAUAAUUACACACGAUCGGAUGCAAAAGUAAGAUAAUUUGCUAUUUGGGCAAACUGCAUAUAGAUAGAGAAAAAAAAAAAGAAAGAAAAAAGAAAAGAAAAAUGAGAAAAUGAUGUUGAAAUAGCAUUUAAUCAUUGUAAUUUCGUAUAAUUGCUUUUAUACUUAUAUUACAUUGAAAAAGAAACGUUGUCACUUUUUUAUCAUAGUUUUUAUAUUAUAAUCACGUGUAAUGUUUUUGUCGUCGAAACAUUACAUAUUGUUGGUAUAUAUAUGAAGGUACUAAGUUAACACAUAUACUUAUAUUAUUAUCACAUUAUUUUAAUAUAUCGAAACAUUUAGACGAUCUUCAUGUGUUAAUUGCUUAUAUAAUAUUACAUGUAGAAAUAAGCUUUAUUUUCUUUUUAUGCAUCCUAUUUUAUAUUUGUCAUAUGUUCAAAUGCAUAUUGUUAUUUAUGCAUGAGGUCAAGAAAAAAAAAAAUAUGUAUUUGUUAUAAUGAUUUGAAAAGAGCAAUCACAUUUCUGAUAUCAUUAAAUUUAUAUUUUCGUAUAUUACAUAUAUAAAUUGGCUUUUUAUAAAAGCAAAUAAAAAAAAUCAUGAAAAUCGGUAGAAAAAUAUAAUCAAGAAAUCUAUAUAUAUAUAUAUAUAAUUUUAUUAUUUGCUCGCUUAACUAUUAGCAAUUUUAUUUUUUAUAUUCACAUUAAGUUCGUCUAUUAUGAAGACAUCUGUUCGUAAAUAUACGUACAUCGCUAGUAAUACAUGUGAUAUCUUCCGAUUUAAUCGAAAGGUUCAAUACAAUCUUAUCGAGGUCCACGAGUAUAAUAAAUGUAUUUUAUUAUAACGAUGAUAUAUACGAUAAAUAGCUUUGAUAGAUUGAAUAGCGAAUGAUUUAGGAAAAUAAUGGAAAAAUGAAGAGAAGGAAAAAACGAGAUAUAUUUGCAAGGCAUUAAAUGUAAACGUAUCUAGAUGAUUUACAAUAAUUGAUUAUAUUCUAUAACAAUGACUGUCUUCUAUCCAGUACUUAAGAAUACAAAUAAAAACAGAAUACAGAAUACGUGUCUUUUGUAAAGAGACAUCAUAUACAUAUAUAUAUUUGUAUUAAAUUAGUAAUAAUAUAGAAAGCGAUGUUGCCUA
This is a messenger RNA of Vespa crabro (European hornet), 3128 nucleotides long. It is a transcript of the gene mats, whose product is annotated as MOB kinase activator-like 1. The transcript is spliced from 5 exons. The coding region runs from base 345 to 914 and encodes 189 amino acids. NCBI's taxonomy places the organism in Eukaryota, Metazoa, Arthropoda, Insecta, Hymenoptera, Vespidae. Gene Ontology annotation, biological process: hippo signaling; positive regulation of protein phosphorylation. Gene Ontology annotation, cellular component: nucleus; cytoplasm. Gene Ontology annotation, molecular function: protein kinase activator activity. The record is from RefSeq and is a predicted model, not a curated record.